GCGUCAAUCAGCAUUACAGGAGGUCAGAAAAAAUAAAUACAGAAGCGAGAGGGUGGGGGAUCUCAUAUAUGUGGAGGAAGAAAUGGCAUCAUCUGUGGUGAAAAACGUUGUCAACUCCAUUAGAGAAAUGGGUCUUGUUAAUUUUGCUAAGGAGCUUCGUCAACAAGGCUUUCUGAAUUGUCUUACGGAUGGAAAUCUUUUGCAAACCAAGAUUCACAGCAUAGGUGCCACACUGGUGGGUGUCGACAAGUUUGGAAAUAAAUACUAUCAGAAACUUGAGAAUACACAAUAUGGAAGACACAGAUGGGUGGAAUAUGCUUCCAAGGACCGUUACAAUGCUUCUCAGGUCCCACCCGAAUGGCAUGGCUGGCUGCAUUUCAUUACUGAUCACACAGGAGAUGAGCUUCUAAUGCUUAAACCCAAGAGGUAUGGAUUGGAUCACAAGGAGAACUUCUCAGGAGAAGGUGACGAAUACAUCUACCAUUCCAAGGGACACACACUGCACCCUGGCCAGAGAGAUUGGACCAGGUAUCAGUCUUGGCAACCCACCAAGACCCAAUAAGUUCUUUGUUUGAACCAACAUUUCGGUGGGUUAUAAAAAUUGGUGUGCAAUGCCCCCAUAUAUUUACCCAUCAAUAAGCUUGUUUGACUGGCUAAACAAUGUAAGACCGGUAAAUUUAAGGUCAUGUUAUUUCUUUGUUUCAUGUUUAAAUAAGGUCAUGGUCGCAGGUCACCUUCCUCCAAAAUUUGUAUUUGUAACUUGUUCCUUUCUUGUUGUAAUGUUGAAAUGAUUCGAUAUAUAAAAUAUAGUGCUUGCUCUGCCUUUUUGCA
Molecule: messenger RNA, 831 nt
Organism: Erigeron canadensis
Lineage: Eukaryota; Viridiplantae; Streptophyta; Magnoliopsida; Asterales; Asteraceae
Product: probable NADH dehydrogenase [ubiquinone] 1 alpha subcomplex subunit 12
Exons: 5
Coding region: 83-562 (159 amino acids)
Biological process (GO): response to oxidative stress; mitochondrial respiratory chain complex I assembly
Cellular component (GO): membrane
Source: RefSeq, a predicted model, not a curated record